AUGCCCAGGAAAACAGUUCCAUCCAUGACUGGAGAAAGUCCAACUCUGGUAAGGAGUGCAGUGAACUCCUCUACUAAACCCAGCUUGCAUACGGAAGCUGAACCCCAUGGAGGAAAAGUAGAACUCCGAAAGAAAGUGACCCUGCUACGAGGAAUCUCCAUAAUCAUUGGGACAAUCAUUGGAGCGGGAAUUUUUAUCUCUCCAAAAGGCAUUCUCAAACACUCUGGUAGCGUGGGAAUGUCACUCGUGGUGUGGAUUGCCUGUGGAAUUUUGUCUUUAUUUGGGGCUUUGUCAUAUGCUGAACUGGGUACCAGCAUCAAGAAAUCUGGUGGUCAUUACACGUAUAUCCUGGAGGCGUUUGGUCCGCAGGUGGCUUUUGUUCGUCUUUGGGCUGACAUGAUUGCUAUAAGACCGGCAGGUUUGGCUGUUAUCUCUCUGGCGUUUGGCCGUUAUGUACUGGAGCCAAUCUUCAUGCCAUGUGGGGUCCCUCCACUUGCCAUUAAACUAGCAACAGCCAUUGGAAUCACCAUGGUUAUGUACAUUAACAGUAUGAGUGUAAGCUGGACGGCUAGGCUUCAGAUCUUCCUUACGUUCAGUAAACUCUUAGCCAUCGCCAUCAUCAUAGUCCCUGGACUGUACCAACUGUUUAAAGGAGAGACCAAAAGCUUUACUAAAAUGUUUGAGGUGGACAGUGUUCAGCUAAAAGGCCUGCCAUUGGCCUUUUAUUCAGGAAUGUACGCCUACGCUGGCUGGUUUUAUUUGAAUUUUGUGACUGAGGAGGUGGACAAUCCAGAGAGGACGGUACCACUGGCAAUCUGCAUCUCCAUGGUGAUUGUGAUGCUCUGUUACAUAUUGGCCAAUGUGGCAUACUUUGCAGUGAUGUCUGCUGAGGAACUGUUAGCCUCAGAUGCGGUUGCCGUGACAUUUGCAGAGAAGUUGCUGGGGAAUUUCUCUGUAGCGGUUCCUGUUUUUGUGGCCCUGUCAUGCCUUGGUUCCAUGAAUGGAUGUCUCUUUGCCUUUUCAAGAAUGUUUUUUGUGGCAUCUCGUGAAGGUCACCUUCCCGAGGUCCUCUCCAUGAUUCACAUUCGUAGACACACACCAUUACCUGCUGUUAUUGUACUGUAUCCCAUCACACUGUUUAUCCUGUUUGUGGGGGAUAUCUACAGUUUGCUUAACUUCAUGAGUUUUCUGCGCUGGCUGUUCAUUGGUGUUGCUGUGGUUGGCCUUAUAUACCUGCGAUACACCCGUCCUGACAUGCCACGGCCUUUUAAGGUCCCACUCUUCAUCCCUGCGCUGUUCUCCUUCACCUCUUUCUUCAUGGUCUUCCUCUCUCUGUACUCUGACCCAGUAAACACAGGCAUCGGCUUUGCCAUCUCACUCACAGGGAUCCCGGCUUACUACAUAUUCAUCGUCUUCAACAGGAGGCCCAAAUGGCUGCAGAGUCUCUUAGAUUCUAUGAACAGGUCACUGCAGAUCAUUAUGGAAGUGAUCCCGGCAGAACAAUGA
Molecule: messenger RNA, 1506 nt
Organism: Chanos chanos (milkfish)
Lineage: Eukaryota; Metazoa; Chordata; Actinopteri; Gonorynchiformes; Chanidae
Gene: slc7a11
Product: solute carrier family 7 member 11
Exons: 12
Coding region: 1-1506 (501 amino acids)
Biological process (GO): amino acid transmembrane transport
Cellular component (GO): membrane
Molecular function (GO): L-amino acid transmembrane transporter activity
Source: RefSeq, a predicted model, not a curated record